AUGGUUCCGCAGACUCCACAUUCCAGGUGCGUCCCGGACAUAGGAGCCAUGAGGCAAGGCAAACCUGGAAUAUGGUUCCGCAGACUCCACAUUCCAGAGAGAGAGAGAGAGAGAGAGAGAGAGAGAUGUCUACAAAAACACAGGCUCUCGUUGCUUGUAUUUAUUGUUUUGGGGGCUGCAGGCUUCUCCCAUUCGAUUUUGGACGGCAGUUGGUACCCAGCCAAGGCCACUUACUUCCCCUUUACCGAUCCUUCAGAAGGCGUAGGGGGUGCUUGCGGUUACGGGGACCUUGUGCAGACCGGGUACGGGAAGACGAAUGUGGUGGCCAUAAGUGAUGCUCUCUUCAACAAGGGAGCCGGUUGUGGUGGAUGUUAUGAGGUAAAGUGCGUUGAUAAUCCCCAAUAUUGCAAAGCAGGAACCUCUGUAAACCUCACUGCCACCAAUUUCUGCCCACCAAACUAUGCCUUGCCUGGAAGUGAUCCAGGCGGCCUCUGCAACUCCCCCAACAAACACUUUGUCCUGCCUUUCAUGGCCUUUACCAAGAUUGCAAUUUGGAAGGCAGAUAUCAUGUCUCUUCAAUACAGAAGAGUCAAAUGUAUCAGACAAGGCGGAAUGCGUUUCAGACUGACCGGCCAAGGCUACGUGAUCAUGGUUUUGUUAAGCAAUGUGGGUGGAUCAGGUGAGGUUACAAAUGUGAAUAUAAGAGGAACACAAGAUGGUUGGAUCCCUAUGGGAAGGAACUGGGGCUCUAUUUGGCGUGUUAAUGCUGAUCUCAAGAACCAGUCUCUCUCUUUUGAGGUGAGGGCAAGUGAUGGACCUAUUGUUACAUCUUAUAAUGUUGCUCCUCCAACUUGGCAGUUUGGCCAGACCUUUGAAGGCAAGCAGUUUCCUUGA
This is a messenger RNA of Amborella trichopoda, 894 nucleotides long. The record is from RefSeq and is a predicted model, not a curated record. NCBI's taxonomy places the organism in Eukaryota, Viridiplantae, Streptophyta, Magnoliopsida, Amborellales, Amborellaceae.